This is a messenger RNA of Penaeus indicus, 1757 nucleotides long. RefSeq names its product very-long-chain 3-oxoacyl-CoA reductase-like. The transcript is spliced from 7 exons. Lineage: Eukaryota; Metazoa; Arthropoda; Malacostraca; Decapoda; Penaeidae. The record is from RefSeq and is a predicted model, not a curated record. The coding region runs from base 129 to 1109 and encodes 326 amino acids. Gene Ontology annotation, molecular function: oxidoreductase activity. Gene Ontology annotation, cellular component: endoplasmic reticulum.
GCACGAUAAGACGACGAUAAGCUUUGAAAUUCGUCAUAGCAUCUACGACAACGAUGGAUAACGGCAAACAACACGCGAGAAACACAAAGUUCUGAAGGGCAGUGAACGUCAUUAAUGGCCGUUUAGAAAUGAUUGACUUCGAGGAUCUCCGGUUAUUCCCAGGUCUUGAGGCCAUGGUGAAUGUCUUUAUGGUCAUUGGCAUCCUGACGGCUACGAAGCUCAUUGUGAGGACAGCAUGGGAUGUGGUCGUGGGUCUGAGGGCGCAUGUGUGGUCUAAACUGUGCAAGAAGAACUUAGUGCAGACUUACGGGAAGUGGGCAAUUGUAACAGGAUGCACAGAUGGAAUUGGGAAAGCUUAUGCUUUUGAACUGGCAAAGAAUGGUAUGAACAUUAUUUUGAUAUCUCGAACUGCAGAAAAACUACAGAACGUUGCUUCAGAGAUUGGUAGAAAGUUUGGAGUCAAGACAGAAAAAGUACAAGUAGACUUCAACCUGGGUAAAGAGAUUUACUCCGUAAUUGAGAAAAGCAUUGAAGGAAAGGAGAUUGGCAUCUUAGUGAACAAUGUGGGAGUUAUAACCCCUCACCCAAUGAGUUUUGGUGAGGUGAACAACCAUAUUCUUUGGAGUCAUGUUAAUGUGAAUGUUGCAUCUCCUCUGGCAAUGACCAAGAUCAUCCUCCCUCAGAUGCUUAAGCGAAGAAAAGGGGCUAUAGUAAAUCUGGCUUCCAUAGCUGGCCGAUGUCCUAUUCCCCUCCUCCAAAUUUACUCUGCUUCAAAGGCAUUUGUAGACUACUUCUCUGAGGCUUUAGGAGUGGAGUAUAAAUGCUCAGGCAUUACAGUUCAGACCAUUACUCCCGGUUAUGUAUCAACCAAUAUGACGAGCUACUCUGAAAAGAUCUACAAGCCAAGUCUUACGGUGCCAACUGCCUCUAACUUUGCUGCACAUGCCCUGGACACUCUGGGGUAUUCCAGUUACACCACAGGUUACUGGUCUCAUGGGAUAAUGGCUUGGGUUAUAGACAACUUUGCAACGAGGUGGAUCCUGAUGAGAAUGUGUAAACUGCAUAAUGAAGACCUAUUAAGGGACAUGAACAAAACUAAGAGAGAAUAAGUGGGUGAGAAGUCAUCAUUAUAGGAAAAGAAAGCACUUAAUUACAAAUACACAGGAAAAUGAUGGCAAUUGAUUGUGGAAAUGUCAGUGAACUACUUGAAACCUAAUCUUUAAAUGUAAUGGUAAAAAAUUAGCAAGGUGUGAAAUAGGAAGAGAUGAACAGCACUUAGCUGUAAAUUCUGGAGGUGAAAUGCAAAAGUACAUGUGCAACUGCAAUUAAAAUAACUACAUCUGCAUCUUCUUUCCUUUGAGAAACAAUGCCAUGAAUUAGAUAUGCAUAAACAGCUUGUAACCUUCCAUGCAUAAUGCUUUCAGUCUUUAAAAUUAAAUAGACCAUUUUUUCAAGCAAAAAUAUUAAAUGAUAUUAAAAGUGUCUUUUCGUUUUUCCUAUUAAUUUUUGCAUUAUACUUUUGAGGAACUAAACAUCUAAUAAGAAAAAUGAAAAACAUGAGACCAUAAAAAUAGUUUUAUUAAUUCUUUUGUAAUUUGAAAUAACAUAUCAGUUUUGAUAAUGAUAUUACUGAAGAAAAAAAUAACUGGGAAAAGUUAUAUUUACAAUUCCCAAUAGGUGAUUAUAAAGAUAUGCUAAAAGGAAAAUAUGUAAGAUAAUAUUUACAAUUUCCAUGUACAUAAACAUAACAUUUUCAA